Glycine soja is the source of this 1353-nucleotide messenger RNA. RefSeq lists its product as uncharacterized. The record is from RefSeq and is a predicted model, not a curated record. NCBI's taxonomy places the organism in Eukaryota, Viridiplantae, Streptophyta, Magnoliopsida, Fabales, Fabaceae. Bases 81 to 467 code for a protein of 128 amino acids. The transcript has 4 exons.
UUUAGGAAUGAUUGUAUUGUAAUUGAUUUAAGUAUUGUUUGAAUUUUGACAAAAUUUAAUGAUGUGGAAAUUUGCAUAUUAUGGUUAACACUAGAAGUUUAGGUCAUGUCUUAGGCAAAGUUAUAGGAAGAGUCCUGGGGAGAGAGGAUAAUCGUGAUUCGGAUGAUGUUCUCCAGCGGCUAAGGCCCACAGCAUCCGCACGUAGGCAACGGGAAGUUGUCGUUGUUGCUGAGGAUGCUCCUCACGUGGAUGACGCAGUUGAAGAGGUAUUCCAACAUGCUGAUGAAGCUGUUGAUGAUUUUGAGGGUUUUCCUAGGCCGCGUGACCCAUUAGUGCUAAUUGUCUAUGCUGAUCAUGUUGCAGUCAUUGUUUGGAACGAAGAGGAACGUCCUGAAUUAAAGCUAUUUUCCCAUGGAAGGAAGGUUCAGAAAUUUGGGAUAUUUGCUGUUGAAAUUGAAAGACUAUAAUGAAAGGUCACCACGUGCUUGCGGCUGAACUUCUAUGAAGGCCUCUACAAAGUCAUUACUAGCAUUGACGUAUCGAAAGCGUCUAGAUCAACUGACAACUGUUGAUGUUUGCUAGAUGCCUUACGGUAACCGUCGUGCAGUUCGAGAGUUUGACCUCAUUUCAUGUUUUGCUGGACAUAUUCGAUGGGGUUCCGUUGUUGUGAUACACCGACCAGAGAGGGUGGUGCAGCAAUUUGGGUAUGUUCAGACCAUUCUUCCACACUCUCCAGGAUCAAGGUUAUUGUUCGCAGAUAUUGACGACAAAUGGAUGUAUUUCUCUGAGUACCUUGCACCGGUGGGGUAGGUUUGUGCUGUGCCUGGACAAUGUGCAUCGGACUACAUCCACUGGUUCUACAUGAUUUCGCAUCCAUUCAUGAUGCCGACACAGCCCGAGAAUCCACCUAGACAUCCACCUGUGAUGCGAUGAGACAUAUGUGGAACCAAAUAUGCUUGAGUUCUCGGUGGCAGCAGCAGCUAUGGAGGAAAUACCUACACAUGCACCUUCUCAUGUGGAGCAGCCUUGACAUGCAGUGGAGGCUUGCCAAGCAAUUGCAGAAAGGUUGGAGCGGUUGCUCAACCUAAGGAUAGUGACUAAAGGCACAUAAGCACACGAUGCAUUGCAAGACUGCUUAAGGAUCGCUAGGGGUGUCACUGUAGACCGCAAUGUUUAUGUCAGGUCGCAACGCACGGAUCAUGCUUGAAGACAUUUUCAAUUGUUUUGGAAAUUUUUUAGACUAUGUUUAUAAUUUUAUUGUAUUUGACAACAUUUUCGUUUUACCAAGCUUAUUUGAAUUUUCUUAAUGUUACUAUUAAUGUUAUUAUUAAGAAAGAAAGAUAAAUUAUUUUA